Molecule: messenger RNA, 1344 nt
Organism: Pseudocercospora fijiensis CIRAD86
Lineage: Eukaryota; Fungi; Ascomycota; Dothideomycetes; Mycosphaerellales; Mycosphaerellaceae
Exons: 2
Coding region: 1-1344 (447 amino acids)
Biological process (GO): phosphatidylethanolamine biosynthetic process
Cellular component (GO): mitochondrion
Molecular function (GO): phosphatidylserine decarboxylase activity
Source: RefSeq, a predicted model, not a curated record
AUGGUUCAUCAACACGGAGAUCACCACGACAUUUCAGACGACCACAAAGUCGUGAAGGCUGGUGCUUGGCUCCCAGCCGAUCACCGUAUCCAUCAAGAGUGGUUAGGAAACCAAGUCGAACAUGUCAAGCAUAACAAGAAGCCUCUGAUCCCUGUCCUGCAAGAGUUCAAGGACUUCAUCGAAGGCAAUACCCGCGUCUACAUGCUCUUUGUAGCAAUGUUUGAGGAAGUUCCUGUCAAGCACCCAUACAACAAGGAUCCCACUGGACGCAAGCAAGUUCGUGAUUAUCACCACUUGCUCGAAGUCCUCAACCACACUUUCUCCACUGCACCAACAUGGAUCGAUGCCGCCGCCAAUGUCGGCAUGGUCGGUGUGCCCAUGUGUGCAAUUCUUGACUACCCAAUGGGCACUCCCUCUGGAUAUGCAGCUUUCUUAGAUCCUGAUGUGAACAGAAUGUUGAAGAAGGUUCUCAACGAAUGGGGUAAAUUUCUCACAUCCCCAAAAUCAGCCGAAGUCCUCCACGACAGCAAACACGGCUGGCUAGGACCCGUCGGCAAAAAAGACAUGAUGGAAGUCGCCAACGCCCCUUACCAGACCUCGCACACAUUCGAAGACUUCUUCGAAUGCCCAGACCCCAAAGCCAAACACCACGGCUACAAAUCCUGGGACGACUUCUUCACACGUCGCUUCAAAGACGAAGUCCGCCCCAUCGCCUCCCCCAAAGACGACAACAUCAUCGCCAACGCCUGCGAAAGCAAAGUCUUCAACGUCGCCCACAACGUAAAACUCCGCGACCACUUCUGGAUCAAAGGCCAACCCUACUCCGUCCGCGACAUGCUCGCCCACGACCCUCUCGCAGAAGAAUUCGCCGGAGGAACCGUCUACCAAGCCUUCCUCUCCGCCCUCUCCUACCACCGCUGGCACGCCCCGGUCUCAGGAAAAAUCCUAAAAGCCUUCGUCCAAGACGGAACAUAUUUCUCCGAACCGUUAUUCGAAGGACUCGGGCAACCCGGCACGCUGGAAAUCAACGCGGAAGGCAUCAGUGUCGGACAAGGAUUUUUGACUGCGUUGGCCACGCGUGCCAUCAUUUUCAUCGAGGCGGAUAACCCUGCGAUUGGCCUUAUGGCGUUUAUUGGCGUGGGGAUGGAUGAGGUGAGUACGUGUGAGAUUACGGUUAAGGAGGGGGAGCGGGUGGAGAAGGGGCAGGAGACGGGGAUGUUUCAUUUUGGGGGGAGUUCGCAUUGUUUGCUUUUUCGGAAGCAUGUGAAGGUUGAAGGGUUCCCGCAACCUGGGAGGAAGGAGAAUGUGCCGGUUAGGAGUCAGGUUGCGGUUGUUAAGGCGUAG